Messenger RNA from Cryphonectria parasitica EP155, 438 nucleotides. RefSeq lists its product as uncharacterized. The transcript has a single exon. Lineage: Eukaryota; Fungi; Ascomycota; Sordariomycetes; Diaporthales; Cryphonectriaceae. The annotation marks the transcript as partial. The record is from RefSeq and is a predicted model, not a curated record.
AUGUCGGACAGAGUCAACAAAUCCCGUCACAAGAAGACGGAACAAACCACUUCCCUUUGGCUUAUCGCCCUUUCUCGUUGCAUCGAGAUGCCAACUUGUUCUUUCUGCGAAGGUCGCAAGACCCGCUGUCUUUCUUCCGAGAAGGAUUCGUCGCGUUGCACCGAGUGCAUUCGUUUUAAGCGAGGAAACUGCGACAUGCAUGGCCUCUCGCCGUUGCAGGUGGAAAAGAUCGUAGCUCAGCAUUCCGCUGCUGAGGCUGCCUUAGAUGAUGCGGAGGAGGAACUGGAGCGUGCUACAGCCAAGGUGCGUCGAUUAAGGAAACAGCGCAAACUGUGGGCUGAGAAGAUAGCGCGCGCUGUUCAUCGGGAUCUGGAUACGAUUGAGGAGCUUGAUCGUGUGGAGGCGGAGGAAUUGGCGAAAGAGCAGCAGGCUCGUGCU